Messenger RNA from Limulus polyphemus (Atlantic horseshoe crab), 1530 nucleotides. RefSeq names its product proteasome activator complex subunit 3-like. Gene Ontology annotation, molecular function: endopeptidase activator activity. Gene Ontology annotation, biological process: positive regulation of endopeptidase activity; regulation of proteasomal protein catabolic process; regulation of G1/S transition of mitotic cell cycle. Gene Ontology annotation, cellular component: proteasome activator complex; cytoplasm; nucleoplasm. NCBI's taxonomy places the organism in Eukaryota, Metazoa, Arthropoda, Merostomata, Xiphosura, Limulidae. The annotation marks the transcript as partial. The transcript is spliced from 8 exons. The record is from RefSeq and is a predicted model, not a curated record.
UUUGCACCAUUUAUUUUUCAGAGUGAUCAGUUCAAUGUAAAGAGCCUGAAAGCACUUCAUUCAGAUUUGAACAUUCCAAUUCCCGAACCUCCAUAUUCAAACCAUGAAGUAGAAGAGUUCCCAUCAAAAAAAAGAAAAUUUACCUGUAUUGAUAAUGACCAGUGUGGGACAAAGGUAUUAGUUCUACCUAGUGGUUCUGCAUCUUCUAAUAAAACCAUUUCUGCAAUGAUCGAUUUGGUUAAACCACGUGUCAGAGACUUGGUAGAAGAUGCAAAUAAGCUGAAAAUGUGGAUCCAGUUCAUGAUUCCUCGUAUUGAGGAUGGAAAUAACUUUGGUGUUUCUGUUCAGGUAUUUGUCAUACAUUUAUUGGAUACACAUGUAAAUCUUUUGAAAUUGUUAUUAUUUUCUUCAUUGUUGUUAGAUCAGUAUCAUAAACCUGGGUUCACUCUAGAAAGAAAAAAGGAAAUUAGAACAGUGGAAAGCGAAGGUGCUUCGUACUUUGAUCAGCUGUCUCGAUACUAUAUGACAAGAGCUAAAAUUGUAUCAAAAGUUGCAAAAUAUCCUCACAUAGAGGAUUAUCGGCGAACAGUAGAUGAGCUCGAUGAAAAGGAAUAUCUUGGACUAAGAUUAGUGCUAAGUGAAGUAAAAAAUCAUUAUGCAACAGUCCAUGAUGUUAUUACCAAAAACCUGGAAAAAAUAAAGAGGCCACGAACUUCGAACAACGAGGUUAUGUAUUGAAAGUAAUUAUGGGAUUACUUGUUGGCCACAAUAAAAUACUUUUAUUUCUAGUUGUCAUAAAAAGACGCAUUUACCUAGAAAUACACCUUUUCUUAAAACCAUGUGACAUGUUAAAUGUUCAUAAACUAUGUGAUACAGAGUAUUUUGACAGUAGCUUGUGCAGUAAUUUAACAUUUUUUUUUUCUUUAUGUUGUUUUAAAACUAAGUUGAAGCUUAAGAAAAAAAUAAAUGAAAUAUUAUAGUAGCUCUUAAAAAGAAUGUUUGGAAAAUAAAUAUAUUGUUAAAAUAUACAUUUUCUAGACAAGUAAAAAAAUGGUAUUGGCAAACUUACUCUGUUUUUUAAAUAAAUUUUCAUCUGUCUUAGAUCUAGAACUUACAUCUACAAACAUUGUUUAUGUAAAAGACAGAUAGCAGUGAUGAAAUUAAACACUUUUAUAAAUGUUUGUUUUUACACAAAUUGUACCCGACACACCUGACUACUUCCAUAAGGUUGUUCAUCAGUCAUGUCCGUGUUUAAAAAUUUCAACUUACACAAGCAGGUGUUUGUCGGUAAUUGUAAUCAGUCUUAUUUUAAAUUAUGAAGAAGUUACGGCACUAUACAUGAUCUGUUUUACAUGAAAAAGUUAAUUUCUCAUACAUAUACAUGUGUUAAUCACUUUAAACAUUUUCUGUUGCCAGCAAGUAGUCUGAUAGUAAAUUUAUAUUUGUAAUGUAUGAAUCAGUUUGACGGAACAUUCUGUUUUAAAAUACAUUUCUCAAAGGAUCAAUAAAAGUGUUUUUUGUAACAAUGUC